Messenger RNA from Lodderomyces orthopsilosis Co 90-125, 1122 nucleotides. RefSeq lists its product as uncharacterized. NCBI's taxonomy places the organism in Eukaryota, Fungi, Ascomycota, Pichiomycetes, Serinales, Debaryomycetaceae. Gene Ontology annotation, molecular function: oxidoreductase activity; zinc ion binding. The record is from RefSeq and is a predicted model, not a curated record. The transcript has a single exon. Bases 1 to 1122 code for a protein of 373 amino acids.
AUGUCUCAACUCCCUACCGUAAUGAAAGCAGUAGUCUUUCGUGGACCUUUCGAUGUCCAAGUAGAACAAAGGCCAGUUCCCAAAAUUGAGCUCCCUACUGAUGCAAUUGUCAAAGUUGAGUAUGCUGGAUUAUGUGGAUCAGAUAUGCAUACUUAUAGGGGUCACGUAAAGGGCAAACCAGGUACUGUUGUUGGGCACGAAUUUACUGGAACUGUUGUCGAAGUAGGUCAAGAUGUAUCCAAAUUCAAACCAGGUGAUGAUAUAUUGAGUUGUUUUUCGAUUCAAUGUGGUGAAUGUUUUUAUUGUAAGCACGGUUUAACUGGCCAAUGUGCCAAGACUAAUACAUUUGGAAAACCGGGAUUGGACGGUGGACAGGCCGAGUAUGUUCGUAUUCCGUACGCUGACAAUGUGCUUAUCAAGAAACCAGAAAGUGCAAAAGAAGACGACAUUGAUGACUCGGUUUAUUUGCUUAUGGCUGAUAUCUUUGUUACGGGUUACUUCGGGGUCAAAAAGAUUGUCGACUUUUUCAAAAUUCAACCUGCUCGAGGUUACAAGGCUCAAGAGGUCAAAGACAUCUCAAUUUUACAAAUUGGCGCUGGACCUGUCGGACUAUGUGCAUUGCAUCUAUUGAAACACUUUGGAUUUGAAAAGAUUGUCGUUGUUGACAGUAUCCCUUCACGUUUAGAAGCCGCUAAAAAAAUUGGGGCUCAUAAGACAAUUAAUUUUCAAGAAGAAGAGAAUGGGGUGGCAAACUUUGUCUCCAAUGAUUUGAAUGGGGUUGGAUUUGAUGCAGUAUUGGAGGUAGUGGGUGCUGAAUCAUCGAUGAAGUCGGCAUUCGAUGCUGUACGUGGUAAUGGUUUCAUUUCAGCAUUGGGUAUGGGCCAUGGACCAUUCCCCUUUGAUGCAUUGCAAGCAUACUUGAAAAAUCUUAAUCUUUCAUGUGGAAGAUGUCAUGCAUAUGCAUUGUUUCCCGAAGCUUUGGAGAUCUUUGAAAAAAUGAAGGAUAAAUUGACUGAUUUCAUUGAUCACAAGACAUCAAUUGACAAUGCCAAAGAAGCUUUUAAAUUGUUUGAUGAGCACAAGGUCAACAAGGUUGUUUUUAAUUUUAAGAAUAAAGUAUAG